Messenger RNA from Oncorhynchus tshawytscha (Chinook salmon), 1711 nucleotides. Its product is annotated as chloride transport protein 6-like. Bases 57 to 368 code for a protein of 103 amino acids. The transcript is spliced from 3 exons. The record is from RefSeq and is a predicted model, not a curated record. Lineage: Eukaryota; Metazoa; Chordata; Actinopteri; Salmoniformes; Salmonidae.
ACACGUGCCCUACCCUAAUCUGUAUCCAGACCAGUCCACUAAGCGAGGAGUGGACCAUGGAAGAGCGCUUCCGACCUCUGACCUUCCACAGCAUCAUCUUUGCGGUCCCAGUUGGUCAACCUGCUCAUCCGUGGUGUCUGCUACACAGAGAACAGUCGAGUGCCACGCAGCCCAGACUGUCAUACGCUGAGAUGACUGAGGACUACCCCUGUUUCCCAGACAUCCACAACUUGGACCUGGCCCUCCUCAACCCCCGCAUGAUAGUGAUUGUGGGAAUAAUCACACGACACAAUUUAACCCACGAGUUCCUUUUGGUGAAACUCAGACAGCACUACAUCACCAUUUCAGCUCCAGAGUCCAGUCUUUAAAGCCGACAAGAGCCGCCUGCGUCUUGCUGUCCUUGGGACACAAUCCCCCUGUAACUGGAUCUGUGCCAUGCUUUUCCAUGUCUUAUCCAUUACACACACCCAACCGCACAGCAUCCAUUCUCUGUAUGAGAUAAUAGGCACACACCCCUUGUAAUGAAAGCUGGUGACUUUUGACUGCUGAAGAGCCUUCUAUCACCCAAAGACGUCCUCCAUGUCCCAACACAUUUUCAUGCUUUACCAACCAACCAACCAAGAUUCAUCAUCAUUAUCACUGUAGCACUUUUGUUUAGAUUUCUGACUGUAUUUUUAAAAUGUUAUGUGUACUGUAUAUUUAAAUGUUCUAUUCUAUAUAUUUGCACAAAAACAAUUUCACUGUUCCGCCAGGGCUUCGAUCAAAGUAGGCUCAUCAAGAGAUCGAGAUUAGGGACCGUUUCAAAUCAAGGGAUAUGUUUGGAGCUACAUUAACACAGCAAUGCAUAAUUUCACUUGCAUAUGUGAAGCUGAACAACAGACAGUUGUUCUCACAAAUAUUCAGCCAACAGGGUUAUGAGAGUGGAAUGGAAUCGACAAAAGUUUAUUCAUUUUAUUUUUGUUAUUUUGACUAAAUAUGCUGGGCCAAGGAAGGCUCAGCAUAUUUUCUAGACAGAAAAUGGUGGAUGUCUGUUUGUCAGUAUUAAUCCUUAAGAGUCUAUUGGCGUACCCGUGUGUCAAUCUAUGUAACAUAACAAAAAUACCCCCAUCAAAAUCUGUCAGGUUAAGCCAGAGAUAUCAGUGUUUUUGCAUGGGCUGCGUAACAAUCCACCACAUCCGCCUAUGUCAGGCAUACCGCAUCUGCGGUUGAAGGUGGCCGAGCUACAGCUGUGUUUGUCAGACCAUGAAACAUCCUGAAAAUCGGUAUUGUCACAAAAACGUCUAUAGCGUCCGAAUGGUUUGGCCUACAAACUCUCACAAACACUAUUGUGUUCUACCUUUUGCUCUACGACCCAACCACAAGUGUCACGGGAAACGUCUGAAGGUAACUCAUACAAAUGAAUGGAAGUAGUUUUGUGCCAACAAAAAAUGGUGGUAGUUUAAAGGUAGAAUCUGUAAUAUGACAUCAUCACAUGACUCAAGGGAUGGUGUAGAUUGGGAUACGGCAGUAAUGGCUGUCUUGUUAAGUUGAUGUGUGUAACUAGGAAGUUGCCCGACUGUGUAUGGCACUGGUACUUAAUUGCGCGGCCUGCGGGCUGCAUGCCCUUAAUUUGCGUCUCGCUGUGAUUUUCUUAUUUCCAUGCAUAAUACAGUGGGGCAAAAAAGUAUUUAGUCAGCCACCAAUUGAGCAAGUUCUCCCACUUAAAAAGAUG